AUGGCCCCCUCCGCGGUGACCAAGGACCUGAAGCGCAAACGCUCGCGCGCACAGGACGACGAUGAAGCAGCAUCCGCAUCAACCACGACGGCUGCACGCCCCUACAAGCAACGCGUCUUGGUGCUCAGUUCAAGAGGUAUCAGUCAGCGCCAGCGUCAUUUGAUGAGUGAUCUUACGGCCAUGUUGCCUCAUGCCAAGAAGGGUCAGUCGUCUUGAGUGUGCCCCCUGUCCCUCAUGGACUCAGCCGGGACUGAUCCUGACUCUCUCCCGUGCUCGGAACGUCCCUCGCAUCGCGAAAAGACGCCAAACUGGAUACCAAGCAUCAACUCGCGCUCGUCAACGAGCUGUGCGACCUCUCCAACUGCAACAACGCGCUCUUCUUUGAGGCCCGACGCAAGCACAACGAUCUCUACCUCUGGGCCGCCAAAGCCCCCAACGGUCCUUCGAUCCGUUUCCACGUGCUCAACAUCCACACCAUGGACGAGAUGAAGAUGACGGGCAACUGCCUCAAGGGGUCCAGGCCGUUGGUUGUGUUUGAUCAGCAGUUCGAUGCACCCGAUGCGCAGCCCCAGUGGAAGAUCAUGAAGGAGAUGUUGACCCAUGUACGUUCAAAUUCGUACUCUUGAGCAUCACAGAACAAUGGACUAACCCUCUCGUGUCCCUCCCUUAUCAGAUCUUUGCGGUCCCAAAGACGGCGAGGAGAGCAAAACCUUUCGUCGACCACGUCAUCAACUUUUCCAUCGUCGACGGCAAGAUUUGGUUCCGACAGUACCAGGUGCGUUUUCAAGUCAACUUGGAUUGUUGCGGUCUUCUUUGAUCUGAUGAUCUUGAUCUUGGUUCUCUGCUCGCCCUCCCCCCCCCCCCCCCCAGAUCCUCGACAACCCUUCCGCCGACCCGACCCUCCCUUCCACCUCCUCGACUGUAUCCACCACCAAAGCCACCAAAGCCGCCGCAGCCAACGGUCCCAAAAUGUCUCUCAACGAAAUCGGUCCUCGUUUCGUCCUGACCCCCGUCAAGAUCUUUGAAGGCUCUUUCAACGGUGCCUGCUUGUACGAGAACAAGGAAUUCGUCCCGAGUCAACAGGCUUACUUGGGGCAAAAAUUGGUCAGGGCAAGCAAGUACAGGGGGAGGAAGGAUCAGGAGGAGCAGAGGAGGACGAGGGAGAGCGAUCUGUUGGAAUCGAGGCCCGAGAAACCGUUGGAGACGAGGAGCGUGUUUGCUUAA
Microbotryum saponariae is the source of this 1224-nucleotide messenger RNA. NCBI's taxonomy places the organism in Eukaryota, Fungi, Basidiomycota, Microbotryomycetes, Microbotryales, Microbotryaceae. The record is from the annotation of a GenBank genome assembly.